Messenger RNA from Mytilinidion resinicola, 432 nucleotides. RefSeq lists its product as uncharacterized. The coding region runs from base 1 to 432 and encodes 143 amino acids. The transcript has a single exon. The record is from RefSeq and is a predicted model, not a curated record. NCBI's taxonomy places the organism in Eukaryota, Fungi, Ascomycota, Dothideomycetes, Mytilinidiales, Mytilinidiaceae.
AUGGACCACAAUCCCGACCGAAUGGACGCCCACACCCUCUCCGAAAAGAACACCAACACUGAAGACCACAAACUCUCCACCACCAUCGCCGCCGUCACCGACCCCAGCUUCCCCCUCCCAACCCUCACCUCCGAGUCCAGCACGCUGCACUACAUCCUCUCCUUCGGCACGCUGAUCGGGCUGCUCGGCGCCGGCAUCGUGGGGGCAUGGCUGUUCGACCUGCCAUUGAUGCAGACGGCGUCGCCAGCCGUCGUGCUCUCCGUCUCCUUCGCUACGGUCCUGGGCGCGCUGUUCUUCACGGGUACCGUGUGGAUCGAUUGGUAUGAGCUGGUGCUGGGGUAUUGGUGGUUGAGCAUGCCGAUUGGGGCCGCGGCGGGGCUGGCGAUUGUUAUGAAUCAGGAGGCGAGUGCGCCGAUUGUGGAGACCUCGUAA